Molecule: messenger RNA, 153 nt
Organism: Phycomyces blakesleeanus NRRL 1555(-)
Lineage: Eukaryota; Fungi; Mucoromycota; Mucoromycetes; Mucorales; Phycomycetaceae
Product: C2H2-type zinc finger transcription factor
Exons: 1
Biological process (GO): regulation of transcription by RNA polymerase II
Cellular component (GO): PcG protein complex; transcription regulator complex
Molecular function (GO): DNA-binding transcription factor activity, RNA polymerase II-specific; RNA polymerase II cis-regulatory region sequence-specific DNA binding
Source: RefSeq, a predicted model, not a curated record
CAUCUUGCCCGACAUAACCGGAUUCACACUGGUGAAAAGAACUUUGGCUGCCUGCACCCCGGCUGUCUUUCUAGAUUCUCUCGCCAGGACAACAUGAUGCAACACUACCGAACCCAUAUUUCUCCCAGAUCGCGUAGAUACCAACGAGCAUCA